Solea solea (common sole) is the source of this 2313-nucleotide messenger RNA. It is a transcript of the gene atp6v1b2a, whose product is annotated as ATPase, H+ transporting, lysosomal, V1 subunit B, member a. The record is from RefSeq and is a predicted model, not a curated record. Gene Ontology annotation, biological process: ATP metabolic process; proton transmembrane transport. The transcript is spliced from 14 exons. Lineage: Eukaryota; Metazoa; Chordata; Actinopteri; Pleuronectiformes; Soleidae. Bases 103 to 1614 code for a protein of 503 amino acids. Gene Ontology annotation, molecular function: proton-transporting ATPase activity, rotational mechanism; ATP binding. Gene Ontology annotation, cellular component: proton-transporting V-type ATPase, V1 domain.
UCAUGUGACCAGCGCUCCUGUCAUCUGUGUUAACCAGCAGCAUUUAGCAAAGCUCGCCGAGCACAGUUGACUUUCUCAGGUGUUCCUUCUCUUUGUCCAACGAUGGCAACGCUGGUGGCAAACAGGGCGAUGGACGUGAACGGUGUGGCUGCGGCGGCACGGACUCACACUCAGGCGGUGACCAGAAACUACAUCUCUCAGCCCAGACUCACUUACUCUACUGUGUCUGGUGUAAAUGGCCCCCUGGUGAUCCUGGAUAAUGUGAAGUUCCCCAGAUACGCAGAAAUCGUCCACCUGACUCUGCCUGAUGGCACCAAGAGAAGUGGGCAGGUCCUGGAGGUGAUUGGCAGCAAGGCAGUUGUCCAGGUGUUUGAGGGAACGUCCGGCAUCGAUGCCAAGAAGACUGCCUGCGAGUUCACUGGUGAUAUCCUGCGAACGCCCGUGUCAGAGGACAUGCUGGGGCGCGUGUUCAACGGCUCAGGCAAACCCAUCGACCGUGGGCCCAGUGUUCUGGCCGAGGACUACUUGGACAUCAUGGGUCAGCCCAUCAAUCCUCAGUGCCGUAUCUACCCUGAGGAGAUGAUCCAGACCGGUAUCUCAGCCAUCGAUGGCAUGAACAGCAUCGCCAGAGGACAGAAGAUCCCAAUUUUUUCAGCUGCUGGGUUGCCACACAAUGAGAUUGCUGCCCAAAUCUGUCGCCAGGCCGGCCUAGUGCAGAAAUCCAAGGAUGUAAUGGACUACAGUGCAGAGAACUUUGCUAUCGUUUUUGCUGCCAUGGGGGUGAACAUGGAAACUGCUCGCUUCUUCAAGUCUGACUUUGAAGAGAACGGCUCCAUGGACAAUGUCUGUCUCUUCCUGAACCUGGCCAACGACCCCACUAUCGAGCGCAUCAUCACCCCACGCUUGGCACUGACCACGGCCGAGUACCUGGCCUACCAGUGUGAGAAGCACGUCCUUGUCAUUCUGACUGACAUGAGCUCCUACGCUGAAGCUCUGAGAGAGGUCUCUGCUGCCCGUGAGGAGGUUCCCGGCCGCCGAGGCUUUCCCGGCUACAUGUACACUGACUUGGCCACCAUCUAUGAACGUGCCGGCCGUGUGGAGGGCAGGAACGGCUCCAUCACUCAGAUCCCCAUCCUCACCAUGCCCAACGACGACAUCACCCAUCCCAUCCCUGAUCUGACUGGAUACAUCACAGAGGGUCAGGUCUAUGUGGACAGACAGCUGCACAACAGACAGAUCUACCCACCGAUCAACGUGUUGCCUUCACUGUCUCGUCUGAUGAAGUCGGCCAUUGGAGAGGGGAUGACGAGGAAGGACCACGCUGAUGUCUCCAACCAGCUGUACGCCUGUUAUGCCAUCGGGAAGGACGUCCAGGCCAUGAAGGCUGUGGUGGGAGAGGAGGCACUCACCUCAGAUGAUCUGCUCUACCUGGAGUUCCUGCAGAAGUUUGAGAAGAACUUCAUCGCUCAAGGACCGUACGACAACAGGACCGUGUAUGAAACCCUGGACAUCGGCUGGCAGCUGCUGAGAAUCUUCCCUAAGGAGAUGCUGAAGAGGAUUCCUCAGAGCACCCUGGCUGAGUUUUACCCCAGGGAGUCUGCUAUCCGCCACUGAGGCCACAGCGGCAUUGUAGCUCCGCCCACCCUCUCUACCCAGCAUCCUCCUCUCUGCACUUCCAGGGGCUCUGUGACCUAUGCUGUUUCUGCCAUAUUCAUUUUCUCUACUCUUCUCACAUAGGGUUCUUCUUCUUCCCCAAUGUACUGUGUGUGUGUGUGUGUGUCCACAAGUUGUCAGUGGAAAGUGUCUGUACUUGUUAAUAUUUACCUUUAAUUGCUAAAAAAAAAAAGAAACCUGUGAGAAUCGUAAUUGUUAAACAGAUUUAUUUAUUCUUUAUUCUUCUUUCUUCAUGAUCAGUGCUACAAAGUAUCUUAGAAUCUCCCGUCCUACACAGCAAAGGUUUACAGGAGGACAGAUGUGUUUACUUAUGGACAAAAUAAACCCAGGAAACGCAGUAGAAGCUCUGGGGUCAGUACUGAGGUGCUGAUCUUAUUACUAAUUGUAACAAGUGAUUAUUGUAUUUGUGUCAGUAUCUUAAAACAAAAGAAAACCAUGCAGAACAACACAAAUAUUGGUAAUAGUAUUUUUCACGUGGACUUAAAUCUCUUUAGUGAACAUGCAGUUCUAGUGUUUGCUGUUUCUUUGAUUUUUCAAUAUAAAAGUAUAUGAAAGUAUAUGUUAAACAUUCCCACGUGUCUGAAACCAAAUGUUGUUGUGAGUGUUUGUGUCCAUGAAUAAAGUAAAUUAUUUGAGAAA